Pogoniulus pusillus (Red-fronted tinkerbird) is the source of this 5696-nucleotide messenger RNA. It is a transcript of the gene NSD2, whose product is annotated as nuclear receptor binding SET domain protein 2. Gene Ontology annotation, cellular component: nucleus. Gene Ontology annotation, molecular function: histone methyltransferase activity. The transcript has 23 exons. Bases 1416 to 5597 code for a protein of 1393 amino acids. Lineage: Eukaryota; Metazoa; Chordata; Aves; Piciformes; Lybiidae. The record is from RefSeq and is a predicted model, not a curated record.
CAUAGCACCAAGGAACUAUAUUCUGGGCUGUGUACAGAAAACAGGUUCUCAGGGCUCAGCCUUGCACAGAAAACAGGUUCUCAGGGCCGUGCAGGUCCUCUACCGAACCACUGAAAGCCUUUAGUUGGCCAUUACCUGGUUCACAUUAUCUGGUGCGACAGCUCAUGAGAAUAUUUGUUCCUAUUGUGACUUGACAGAUAUUUAACGAUUUGGCCUAAAAGCAAUGGCCCUGCUUUCAAUGGGCAAAUUGCAAGCACAUGUACUUAUUGUGAUGCAAGUUUUAAAUAAAAUAAUAUAACCCAGGCCAUACUUCCAGCCAGGACAGCCUGGGUAAUUCGCAGCCAGGCGCACUCGGGUUCUUACAGCUAUUACAGCCUCAAAAUUGCCUGCAGUUGUACGAGCGGGCAAAACAUUUGGCUUAAAUCAGGGUUUUCAGUGAGCACACGUGUGGGUUCCGGAGGCUAGUGGACGAGGAGGGCACGUUCAUCAGGCCUGUGGUAAGCGUCCUUGUGCCGGGGAUGGAUAUAAAUAACAACAUUUGAAAAUUAAGUGUUUUCUACUUAUCUCUGAGGGCCCGGCGAGCCCUCGACGCACUCUCGCCCACCUGAGGACACCACCGCAGCGCCAUGGGCCGCCCCUCAGAACGGGCCGAGCCCCACACAGCUCCCGCCUUCAGCUCCACCUCGUACCAUGGCCUUUCCCUCCCCCGGCAGCCGUCCCGCCUUCCUCCUCCUCCUCAUUUUCCCCGCCGGUAGUGGCCCUGUCAGGGCAGACGGCUCUGCUCCCGCCAUCCCUGCUCGCUCUCUCAGCGGCGGCGGGACCGGUGCUGAGGCGGGUCCGGAGCAGAGGCAGGGGCUGGCGUUGAGCCUGGGGCGGGACCGAGCCUGAGGAGCUGGGACUGGUACUGGCUUUGAGGACUGGCGCUAAGGCAGCUCUCAGCGCUGACGCUGCUCCUGCCCGCCGAUGUAAAGGCUAGGGGCUGGUGCAGAGACUUAAGGACUAAUGCAGAAGAUGAGGCUGCUCUCGACCGCUGGUACAGAGGCUGGGGACCGGUGCUGGCCCUAGAGGCUGCCUGUGAGACGGCUCCCGGCGCUGGAGCAGCUCCCGGCGGCCGCCGGGCCGCGCGUGCGGGUGGCUCCGUGCGGGGGGAUUUGAAACAGCCGCUCCGGGGGCAGCCCAGCGGCGGCGCCCAAUCAGCGGCGCGGAUUUUUCGCGCUGGUUCUGGCCGGAGGAGGGGGCGGGGCCGCCGCGCAGGAUCGCCGGAGCCGCCGCCGCCGCCGUUGCUGUUGCCGUGCCGCCUCAGCUCCCGCCGCCGCUCCCCCGGCACCGAGCUACCGCCGCUGCCUCCGCCCGGCUUCUGGGGGAGAAGGAUGCGCUAGGGCACAGCAGUGCAAGACUGGAAACAUCUGGGCUGAAUGGACUUUAGCAUCAAAAGAAGUUCUCAACUCUUAACUCGUAAAAUUAACUACAUCAAAAUGAAGCAGGUGCCGGAGAUCCUUGGCAAUACCAAUGGGAAGACUCAGAAUUGUGAAGUAAAUCGGGAGUGUUCUGUCUAUUUGGGCAAAGCACAACUUUCUGCCACCCUGCAAGAUGGGGUCAUGCAAAAAUAUAAUGGCCACGAGGCUCUUCCAUUUAUUCCAGCUGACAAGUUGAAAGAUCUCACCUCUCGUGUGUUCAAUGGAGAGUCUGGGGCCCAAGAUGCCAAGCUGCGCUUCGAACCCCAGGAAAUAAAGGGAGUUGGAACACCACCCAACACUACUCCUAUCAAAAAUGGCUCUCCAGAAAUCAAGCUGAAGAUCACUAAAACCUACAUGAAUGGAAAGCCUCUCUUUGAAUCUUCCAUUUGUGGAGACAAUGGUGCCGAUGUGUCUCAGUCCGAGGAAAACGAGCAAAAGCCAGCACACAAGGAGAGGAGAAGCAGAAAAAGAAGCAUAAAAUAUGACUCCUUACUUGAGCAGGGUCUUGUUGAAGCAGCCCUAGUAUCAAAGACUUCAAGCCCCACUGAAAAGAAGGCUUCUACUAAGAGAGAUCCAGCUCAAAGCACUGUCAAAGAAGACAAAGUCCAUCUGUUGAAGUAUAAUAUAGGAGAUCUCGUGUGGUCAAAAGUGUCUGGUUUUCCAUGGUGGCCCUGUAUGGUUUCUGCUGAUCCUGUUCUCCAUUCCUAUACUAAACUAAAAGGGCAGAAAAAGAACUUCCGCCAAUAUCACGUUCAGUUUUUUGGAGAUGCCCCAGAGCGAGCCUGGAUAUUUGAGAAGAGCCUUGUGCCCUUCAAAGAAAAAGACCAAUUUGAACAAUUAUGCCAAGAAAGUGCAAGGCAAGCCCUCACUAAAGCAGAGAAAAUAAAGAUGUUGAAGCCUGUUUCAGGGAAGCUGCGGCCGCAGUGGGAGAUGGGUGUUAAGCAAGCAAGUGAAGCAAUAAGCAUGACAGUGGAAGAACGGAAGGCCAAAUACACCUUCAUCUAUGUUAGGGACAGACCUCACCUCAACCCUCGGGUGGCCAAGGAGGUUGGAGUUGCUGUGGAACCACUGGAGGAAAUGGAUGAAUCGUCUUACUCAAAUGAGGAGACCGCUCGAGAGCUGAAAUCAGUGAAGGAGUCUGGCAUUCCUACCAAGAGGAGGAGAAGGACAUCAAAAUUGUCUGCCACUGAUGAUACACAAGAAAGCAGUCAGUUGGGGACUAAGAAUGCUACUCCUCAAAAGUCAUCUGAACAGGCAGAAUCCAGAAGAGGGUUAGGCUCCCCUCUCAGUAGAAAGAAAACUGCAGCGUCUACUCCACGGAGCAGAAAGGGUGACACAGUAUCUCAGUUCUUGGUUUUUUGCCAGAAGCACAGAGAUGAGGUGGUUGCUGAACAUCCAGAUGCUUCAAGUGAGGAGAUUGAAGAAUUGCUGGAAUCACAGUGGAACAUGCUUAGUGAAAAACAGAAAGCUCGCUAUAACACAAAGUUUGCCAUAGUGACCUCUCCCAAAUCUGAAGAAGACUCUGGUUCAUCAUUGAAGAAUAUUGGAGAGGCCAAACGUAAAGUGUUUCAAGACUCACCUAAAAGGAGAUCAAGAUCCAGAAGUUACUUACAUGGAAAUAAAAGAAACCAAAAAAAGAGGACAAAGGAACCUACAGAAGAUUUUGAAGUUCAGGAAGCACCUAGGAAAAGACUCAGGAUGGAUAAGCAGAAUAAUCGGAAGAGGGAGACAAGCAAUGACAAAACAGCAAAAACAAACUCUUCUAAGGUCACAGAAACCUCCUCUUCACAAAAGAACCAGUCAGCAACGAAAAAUCUGUCUGAUGCAUGUAAACCUCUGAAGAAGCGAAAUCGGGCUUCAGCAGCAGAAUCUUCAACUCUUGCUUUUAGCAAGAGUUCAUCUCCUUCAGCUUCCUUAACUGAGAAUGAGAUCUCUGAUGGCCAAGGAGACGAGCGCUCAGAGUCUCCCUAUGAAAGUGCUGAUGAAGCUCAGACUGAAGUGUCCAUCUCAUCCAAAAGGUCUGAGCGAGGAGCAGGAACAAAAAAGGAGUAUGUCUGUCAGCUGUGUGAAAAAACAGGUGAUCUCCUGCUGUGUGAAGGACUUUGCUAUCGAGCUUUUCAUCUCAGCUGCCUCGGGCUGUCUGGAAGACCAGCAGGAAAAUUCAUUUGUAGUGAAUGCACAUCAGGUGUGCAUACCUGUUUUGUGUGUAAAGAGAGGAAGGCAGAAGUGAAGCGUUGCGUCGUGUCCCACUGCGGGAAGUUCUACCACGAAGCUUGUGUGAAAAAAUUCCACCUGACUGUCUUUGAGAACAGAGGAUUUCGAUGUCCUCUCCACAGCUGCCUGAGCUGUCAUGUCAGUAACCCCUCCCAUCCACGAAUUUCAAAAGGGAAGAUGAUGCGCUGUGUCCGCUGCCCCGUGGCGUACCACGCCGGAGACGUGUGCAUUGCGGCGGGAUGCGCUGUCAUCGCUUCCAACAGCAUUGUCUGUACCAACCAUUUCACUGCCAUGAAGGGGAAAAGCCAUCACGCACAUGUCAAUGUCAGCUGGUGCUUUGUGUGUUCCAAAGGAGGAAGCUUGUUGUGCUGUGAGUCAUGCCCUGCAGCCUUUCACCCAGACUGUCUGAACAUUGAAAUGCCAGAUGGGAGCUGGUACUGCAAUGACUGCAGGGCAGGGAAGAAGCUCCAUUUCCAGGAUAUUAUUUGGGUUAAACUGGGAAAUUACAGAUGGUGGCCUGCAGAAGUUUGCCAUCCGAAAAACGUUCCCCCAAACAUCCAGAAAAUGAAGCAUGAAAUUGGAGAAUUUCCUGUGUUUUUCUUUGGUUCCAAGGAUUACUACUGGACACACCAAGCACGGGUGUUCCCCUAUAUGGAGGGAGACAGAGGGAGCAGAUACCAGGGGAUCAAAGGAAUUGGGAAAGUCUUCAAAAAUGCUCUGCAAGAGGCUGAAGCUCGAUUUCGAGAAAUAAAGCUGCAGCGAGAAGCCAAAGAAACCCAGGAGAGUGAACGUAAACCUCCUCCCUACAAGCACAUCAAGGUGAAUAAACCUUGUGGCAAAGUGCAGAUCUAUACUGCUGACAUUUCUGAGAUCCCCAAGUGCAACUGCAAACCCACAGAUGAAAACCCUUGUGGCUUUGACUCCGAGUGCCUCAAUCGGAUGCUGAUGUACGAGUGCCACCCGCAAGUGUGCCCAGCAGGAGAACGGUGCCAGAACCAAUGCUUCACAAAGCGGCAGUACCCCGAGACCAAGAUCAUCAAGACCGACGGCAAGGGCUGGGGUCUGGUGGCUAAGAGGGACAUUAAAAAGGGGGAGUUUGUGAACGAGUACGUUGGUGAGCUGAUCGAUGAGGAGGAGUGCAUGGCAAGAAUCAAAUAUGCACAUGAAAAUGACAUCACUCACUUCUAUAUGCUUACAAUUGAUAAGGACCGUAUCAUUGACGCCGGCCCCAAAGGAAACUACUCACGGUUCAUGAACCACAGCUGCCAACCAAACUGUGAGACUCUCAAGUGGACAGUCCAUGGAGACACUCGUGUCGGCCUCUUCGCUGUCUGUGACAUCCCUGCAGGGACAGAGCUGACUUUUAAUUACAACCUUGACUGUCUGGGCAAUGAAAAAACAGUCUGCAAAUGUGGUGCCCCCAACUGCAGUGGAUUUCUUGGGGACAGACCAAAGAAUUCUUCCACUAAUGCCUCAGAGGAGAAAGGCAAGAAGACUAAAAAGAGAACAAGGAGACGCAGGACAAAAAACGAAGGGAAGAAGGAGUCUGAAGAUGAUUGUUUCCGCUGUGGCGACGGAGGCCAGCUGGUGCUGUGUGACAGGAAAUCCUGCACUAAAGCUUAUCACCUCUCCUGCCUGGGCUUGGUGAAACGUCCUUUUGGAAAGUGGGAGUGUCCCUGGCACCACUGUGAUGUUUGUGGCAAGCCUUCUGUCUCUUUCUGCCACUUCUGCCCAAACUCCUUCUGCAAGGAACACCAAGAUGGGACAGUACUGAACUCCAUGCUGAACGGACAGUUGUGCUGCUCAGAACACGUUCUUGGGGUGGAUUCUGUUGACGCUCAGAAGACUGAGAAACGCCGCAAAAAACUGAACAAGUUGAAGCCUAAGAGAAAGAGGAACAGAUGGAUGAGAGCUGAAUGCAAAUAAUCACGGACUGCAGUUCCUGCUGCCAACACUAUCUUGUAGAUAAGUUGUGAAUAUGACCGGGGAAGGACACAAUUUUACAUAUAUUCUGUAAAGGUUACG